Ambispora gerdemannii is the source of this 172-nucleotide messenger RNA. NCBI's taxonomy places the organism in Eukaryota, Fungi, Glomeromycota, Glomeromycetes, Archaeosporales, Ambisporaceae. The record is from the annotation of a GenBank genome assembly.
AUGGCCUCCAAACCUGUACUCUUAUUAGUGAGCUUUGUCUUAUUCGCAAUAAUUGCGGUAACAAUGACCGACGCUAUACCAGUGAUCCCUGUGGAUAAGCCCGUUCACGGUCCAGGUUUCGGUCAUCCAGGUCUCGGUUACCCAGGUUUCGGUUAUCCAGGUUACGAUCCAG